This is a messenger RNA of Mercenaria mercenaria, 1015 nucleotides long. RefSeq lists its product as uncharacterized. The transcript has 6 exons. NCBI's taxonomy places the organism in Eukaryota, Metazoa, Mollusca, Bivalvia, Venerida, Veneridae. The coding region runs from base 102 to 731 and encodes 209 amino acids. The record is from RefSeq and is a predicted model, not a curated record.
UGCACUACAAUAGACUGAUCAGAAUACAAAAUAAUAUACACAUAGCAAAGCACAUUACUUUCAUACAGUCUUAUACGAAGGAGCAAACUGGGUAUUUUAACAUGGAAUUCAGAAUAAUUGCAUUUAUUUGCUUUACGUGUGGAGUAUAUGCGUCAAGUUCUGGAAAGUCAUGCGGCAGACCAUUAAACCUGAAUCACGUUAGGUUUCCGGAAAGAAAUAAGUUAUUAUCACUACAAUACUUUGAAAACAAUGUAAUUGGUACCGGACUAGGACAAGUGUACCUCGCACUUCCAGUGCCCGCUCCGUUCACUCCAGAUUUGAAUUAUCAAUGCACAAUAACAAAACUCAGCGAGAACUUAUACUGGCGAACUUGUACUGGACAAGCUCCACAAUGCGUACAAUUCAAUAUAUCCCUAUCCACUCAGCCUGGAACGGACUCAGCUAUGUUUACCUAUGUGUCUGGGAGCGAUACUAUAACUGAAGCAUACUGGUCUCGCUGUCCGACGAAGUUUAUUUGGAGAAUACAGUGUACAAACUAUGCCGGUAAUACAGAGUGUCCACCAAGCAACACGAGGCUAAGUUUUUUCCUACGUGACCCGACAGCUCUUAGUACAGCUCCACUAAAUGACAUUGUCGAGGAUCUAUGGAUAACAACAGGCGUAAAAUUUGGACUUGUUAAUGGACUUGAAUGGUAUUUUACAAGGUUGGAAGACGUACCCUGCCAAGUGUAGAGGAUGGUAUACGUGAACGAGAUCAUGCAUUUCUCAUUUUGAAUAUUGUUUUCUCGUAUGAUACUGAGUAUUCCAAAUAACUUUUCGUGCAAGAUAAUCUGAAAUCACAGUUCUUUUUAUGCACCGGUCACGGAAUACUUAGUCCUUAUACGUUCAUAGCAUCAUUUAUGCCUUAUUCUUUUAAAAUUCUCUAGAUCCUAUCCACGCAAUGACGUUUUAGUAAAUAUUGUAACUGUCAUAAUAAAUAAACUGAUUACUUGGAAUCAUAAGGAUUGAAAAUAAAA